This is a messenger RNA of Kickxella alabastrina, 474 nucleotides long. RefSeq lists its product as uncharacterized. The record is from RefSeq and is a predicted model, not a curated record. Bases 1 to 474 code for a protein of 157 amino acids. The transcript has a single exon. NCBI's taxonomy places the organism in Eukaryota, Fungi, Kickxellomycota, Kickxellomycetes, Kickxellales, Kickxellaceae.
AUGCGCCACAGAUGUGAGGAACAUUGUGAGGUUUCCGCCAAAACAAUAAGCGUGUUGAUGGAAAGCUUGUCUAUGGCAAGACUCGAGAACAUAAAGCUUCUCCAGCUGCCUCCUGGGCUUAAUGCAUUCCGCUACCAGUCUGUAACUGCAACCAGCACUACUGCCGUCACCGCCAGCUCUACUUCUGCUAGCGCUGCAUCUGACGACCAGAUGAAGCAGAUGCACCACGAGAUUAAGGCGCUUUGCAUGCAGUUGGAAACAGCUACUGCCGAUAACAGUGCAUAUUGCGCCCAGAACGAGAAGCUUAGGGCCGAAAUUGCAGCAGCCACCACGACUGCUAAGGACGUCAGAGCUGGGAAUAAAAACCUCUGGGCACAGUUGGGUGUCGCCAAAGCCAACCCCACUCUUUUGAUGGAGAAGCUAAACAACGCGGAUUCGGAAUCCCAGAGAGAGGUUGAUUUGUACUACAGGUAG